AGAGGUCCCAUUCGUCGGCGAAUUGUACGAUAAACCUGGCGCGUUCAUUUGCGCGGGUCAUAAUGGCCAUGGAAUGGCGCGUAUACCCGCAUGUGCCAAAGGUCUUGCAGCUUUGAUACAAGGCGAACCUUGGGAAAAGACCAAGAUUCCCGAGUGUUUCAAACCCACACCCGAACGAUUGGCCAAGGCAUGAAGAUUAUGAAGAAGGAUAUAUAAUUUAUUACCAAUGAUAAGCGUAUGAACAGACGGCGCUAUCUAUGAUAUUUUGAAGCCGCCGGCAUCGCCAUGAGAGUCCUUAUCUCUAUUUCCACUUGAUAAAGUAUGAUCGAUACUCCCAAUCAAUCACCCAUAUGGCUACGAUGUUCCCUCUACUCCUCCUUCCCCUCCUCGCGCAGGCUCAGUCCCAGCAGCCGCUCAAGUUGGACGAGCCUUGGUCCUUGAAAUAUGGGCCCCAAAAAGACCUGGGAUUCUCCGGCAUCACCAGCUACGCCCACUUGCCCUACCACAAAUGCCUCGAAGACGCAUUGCACACCUUCGAUAUCGCCAUCCUCGGUAUGCCCUUCGACACCACGACGACCUACCGCCCAGGAGCGCGUUUCGGGCCGUACGCUAUCAGGAGCGGGAGCAGGAGGCAGUCGAUUGGCGAAUACUCGUGGGACCUAUCAUGGGAGACUAAUCCUGGAGGGUUAGGCUCGGUGAUCAUCGACUGUGGAGAUGUCCCGGUGACGCCAAUGGAUAACGCGAAAGCUAUCGACCAAAUGGAAGUCGCGUACACGACGUUGCUCAAUAGGCCUGCAGUCGGGGCUACUAGGACAUCUGCAUUGACUAAGGAUGGUGUAGAACAUCCGCGUAUCGUCACGUUAGGCGGCGAUCAUACGAUUGUCCUUCCCAUCUUGCGCGCCCUGUACAAGAUAUACGGGCCCGUGUCCGUCAUCCACUUCGACUCCCACAUGGACACCGGCGCUGUCGAAGGCAGGACUGACCAAGAGCGUAUCACCCACGGAUCGUAUUUCACCAUCGCUUAUGAAGAACAUCUGAUGACCAACACCAGUAUACAUGGAGGUAUCAGAAGCAAGAUGCGCGGUCCAACACAAGUCACCCACGAUGAGUCUGUGGGCUUCCAGGUAAUCAGCGCAGAAGAUAUCGAUGACUAUGGCAUCAAGAACGUGAUAAAGGCCAUUCGAAGGCGUGUAGGCAAUGGUCCUGUAUACUUGAGUCUCGACAUCGACGUCGUAGAUCCUGGGUUUGCACCAGCCACUGGAACGCCGGAAGCCGGCGGAUGGACCACACGCGAGAUGAAGCGGAUUAUCCGUGGCUUGGCAGGGCUAAACUUUGUUGGCGCUGACAUCGUCGAAGUUGCCCCAGCAUACGACCAUGCGGAUAUCACUGGUAUCGCAGCAGCCGAUCUAGUGCAUGAUUUUCUGGUGGCGAUGCAGAUUGAUGCACCACCAAAAGCGGGCCAUAAGGGGUCUCCGUGGACGGUCGAAGAUCUUCUGUAUUACGUAGACUAGGAUUUGGUGCGGAUCCAGCCAUCAUUUGUUCGUGACCAGGUUGUUCCGUCUACGAAGAAGAAUGAAUAUAGCAUUCAGUUAUUCAGAAC
This is a messenger RNA of Guyanagaster necrorhizus, 1600 nucleotides long. RefSeq names its product Arginase/deacetylase. The record is from RefSeq and is a predicted model, not a curated record. Bases 351 to 1511 code for a protein of 386 amino acids. Gene Ontology annotation, molecular function: metal ion binding; agmatinase activity. NCBI's taxonomy places the organism in Eukaryota, Fungi, Basidiomycota, Agaricomycetes, Agaricales, Physalacriaceae. The transcript is spliced from 10 exons.